This is a messenger RNA of Octopus bimaculoides (California two-spot octopus), 786 nucleotides long. RefSeq lists its product as uncharacterized. The record is from RefSeq and is a predicted model, not a curated record. NCBI's taxonomy places the organism in Eukaryota, Metazoa, Mollusca, Cephalopoda, Octopoda, Octopodidae.
AUGGUUCGAAUUCUAUACAUUCUCAGUUCCAGUCUAGCCAUGGUCAACUUUGCCUUUUAUCGUUCCAGAGAAACUUUUGCUCAUGUGGGUAAUCAGGAGAGUAAAUGUCAAAGAGUGUGUGAUUUGCUGAAUGGACUCGUCACACCAAAGGAGAUUUCAAGAAUAGUUGGAAUGUCCAUAAAGACUGUUUAUAAUGUAAAGAAUAGAAUGGCUAUGAGCAAAACUAUUACGAGGAAGUCUGGAAGUGGAGGAAUCAACAAAAAACGUACCAAAGCUUUUAUUAAAGCUCUCAAAUCCAAAAUCCUAAAGGAUCCAGCCAAAUCCAUGAGAAAAAUGGCAAUUGAACUUGAGGUAGACAACAAGACUAUUAGAAAUGCAGUAAAAUAUGAUUUGAGGUUAAAAUCUAACACAAGAACACGAAAACACUUGUUGACAACAACUAUGAAGGAAAAGAGAUUGGAAAGGUGCAAAAAAAUUAGUACAUGGUUCAAGAAAAAGUCCUCUAUUGUAACGCUCUUUUCAGAUGAAAAGAUCUUCACUGUCGAUGCUGUUCUGAACCGCAGAAAUGACAGAUUUAUCGCAAAAUCGACAGCUGAGGUUAGGGGGACAUUCAAAACAAAACAUCCUGCUCAAGUUAUGGCUUUUGGUGUUGUGGCUUCCGGUGGAAAGAAAAUGCCUAUAAAAUUUUACAAAGCUGAUGAAAAGAUCAAUGUUAACACUUACUACAAGACUCUGAGAUACCAGACAUCGAAACGAGAUGGGAUUCCUCGCUAUGUUAGACAUUAA